Messenger RNA from Scutellospora calospora, 3354 nucleotides. The record is from the annotation of a GenBank genome assembly. Lineage: Eukaryota; Fungi; Glomeromycota; Glomeromycetes; Diversisporales; Gigasporaceae.
AUGAAGCCUAAGAAAAAAAAUAUAUACAUCCGAAACGGAAUUAUCUAUCGUGGUGAUGAAGCUAUUCAUGCCAAAGAAGUAUCAAAGGCUGAAAAGCAAGUAGAUGAAUUAAAGGCCGCACUUGAAAGUAUUGCAACUGAUCCUAGUGGUCCUACUGGUCCAAAUGAGGAUGAUAAAGACGACGAUGAUAGUUUUGAUAUACCGACAUUUUCCGCUUGCAAUGGUGAAAAGGAUGGUCUUAAAAACCUUGCGGAUGGAGGUUGUAAUCAUAAAACAAUAGGCAAAAAAUCUAUUUCAUUAGGACUAAGCGAAUUUAAAGCUCAGUUGGCUAAUAUUACUAGCUGCGGAAAUGUAGUAGGAAGCAAGAAAAAAGAGAAUAUUAGCCACGAUAAUUUUAGUAUAGUUAAUAAACCGAUACAUAACGUUGAAAUGACGGCUUUUGGCUUUGAUCAAAGUAGAAAUGUUAUCGGGGAAAAUAACGAUGUGAAAAUUAAUGACAAAAAUAAAAGUAUUGCUAAUCUCUCAUAUAAAAGUAUCCAAGCCACUGGAAUCAAUGGGGUUGCUCAUGAUAAUGUUAUCGGUUUCAAUAACAAGAAAGAUAGUAAACGUAUAAAUAUGGGUUUAAUCAACUGCAGAGAAGGAGAACUAAAUGUUACAGGCGCUGAUUUGAGCGCUCGCAAAAAUGUGGUUGGAAAUUUCAACAGGGCAAAUACUCUUGAAGCAAGUUUUACUGGGAUUAACAUAGAACGUAACAAUAAAAGUAUUACGGGAGCUAGUGCAAGCUCUAAAGAUACUGUGAUUGGCAAUAGAAAUCAAGUUAUUUCCGCAAGUGCAAAAGUAACCGGAAUUAACAUAGAACGUAACAAUGUUUCUAUUACGGAAGCCAAUGCAAGCUCUCAAGAGAAUGUGAUUGGCAAUAAUAAUAAAGUUAUUUUCGCACGUGCAAAUGCGACCGGGGUUGACAUAAAACGUGACAAUCUUUCUAUCACGGGAGCUAAUGCAAGCGCUAAAAGUAAAGUGAUUGGCGAAGGAAAUACAGUUAUUUCUGCACGUUUAAAAGCAACAGCUAUCAAAUAUCAUGAGAACAACAAAAGUCAUGAUCCUGGUACUAACGCUAAAAUCGAAAAAGAAAAUCAGGGAAGAAAUCUCAAAGUGGACUUUAAUGCAAAUUUUACUGGAAUCGAUGUUCAAAAAAGAAAUGUCGAUAUUAAUAUGAACAAGGAUAACAAAACAAAAUUUGGUGCGGAUUGUACUUUGAUCAGUAACCAAGAAAACAACAUAGUUAUAAAUAAAGGCGAAUCUGGUAUUAAACUCAAAGCUAUCGGGGGCGGUGUAAGUCGUGGAAAUGUAGUCAUAAGCGAACCAUCUGCUGGUAUUGAUAUUGGCUUUAGUGGACAGAAAUCUGUUGGUGACGUAAGUGUCGGCACACGUCUACAGCUUGUUUUCGGACCUUCCUUUAAUUUUGGAUCACCAUUCGGAGGAAGUUCAAGUGGAGAAAGUGGUGAUGACGGUGACAAGGGUGAUGGCAAGGGCGGUGACAAGGGCGAUGGUGGUAACAAGGGUGAUGGCAAGGGAGAUGACAAGGGCGAUGGUGGUAACAAGGGUGAUGGCAAGGGCGAUGACAGUAACAAGAGUGAUGACAAAAGUGAUAGCAGGGGAGAUAGCAAAGGAGAUAACGAGGGGGAUAACAAGGGUGAUAGUAAAGGUGAUGACAAAAGUGAUAGCAGGGGAGAUAGCAAAGGAGAUAACGAGGGGGGUAACAAGGGUGAUAGUAAAGGUGAUAACAAGGGUGAUAAUGAUAGCAAGGGAGAAAAUAAGAGUUGUGGUACCAAUACAAAUUAUGGUGAUAAUAGAAAUAACGAUGGUAACAUGAAUAGAGAUGACAAUGCGAAUGGCAGUGAACAUGGAAAUGAAGAUACGAGUGGAAGUAAACAUAGAGAUGACAAUAUGAAUGGCAGUGAACAUGGAAGUAAACAUAGAGAUGACAAUAAUAAUGGCAGUAAACAUGGAGACGACAGCGAACAUGGAGAUGACAGCGAACAUGGAAAUAACAAUACGGAUAACAGUGAAGAUUCAUUUUGUUCUACAAAUUACUUUAUCUCGAUCAAUGGAAAUCCCUCUUCUUUUGCUAAUGAGGAAAGUCACUCACUAAGUUUUAAUCAGGAUUCUGAACUGGAAUCUCAAAAUAAUGAUAUUUAUGGAAAUGACCAGGACAAUUGCAACAAUCUUUACACAUAUCAACCUCCCGAACCUCCUGCAAGUGAUGUUAUUAUCUUAACCGAUGAGCAUGGCCAAAGUACUGACUACUACUCUUCUCUUACUAGCAAUUCAUUCCAAAAUGGUGGCAUUUAUCAAAGCAAUAACAACUACACCGAUAAUUCUCACUAUGUUACAAAUGACUUAAACUCUUCAUUUAACACGAGUCAAAUUUCUAAACAGGAUGCACAGAGAGAUAUUUUUAUUGACCUUUGUAAUAGUAACUCUAUGUUUCAGGCAGAGAGUUUAAUCGAAGAGAAUAGUGAUUAUAUUAUUAGUAACAGCGCAGACGAAAUAAAUCUUUCUAGCACCACUUUUGGUAACAGCACAGAAUUUUUUUCGCCCACCACUUUUGAUAACACAAAAAAUAAAAUUCAUUCACCUAUCACUUCUGAUAACAACGAAAAUAAAUUUUCUUCAUCCGCCACUUCUGAUAACAGCAAAGAAAAUAAUUUUUAUUCACCCAUCAUCUCUAGUAACAGUACAGAAAAUGAAUUCAUUUCAUCCAUCACUUCUGGAGACAACACAAAAGCUUCCUUAUUUUCAAGUGAUAGAAAAAUGAAAACUUCAACCUUGAAUAACGCUGAUAGAGCCGGAAAUCUCCAAAAACCUACUGUAUUUGAGCAAGUUUUGGCAAACACAAUCCAUGAAAAUCCACGUUUGGCCUCAGCAUUACGUACCGCAUUAUCUAACACUACGCCUACAUCAGAUUCUAAUUCAAAAUCAUCAAAUAAUUCUACUACAGAUAUUAAUGAUUUUAUUAAAACUAUUGAGAAGCAUAGGAUACAAGGCCAGAAGGAUGAUAGCAAUUCAUCUGGUUUAUCUGGCUCUAGUGAGUUUACACGUGCCGAAGGUGCUACAAAAAGUGGUAAUAAAUCUCAAGAAAAAAAUGAUUCUAAACCUUCCAAUAACAAACUAUCGCAGGAAGAUAAAAAGGAUGAAGAGGAUGAAGAGGAUGAAAAUAAACCUAAAGAACCAUGUAAAAAUCACCCUUCAAGCGUUCGUUGUUUUCGUUGUCUAUCAAGUGCCAAAGGGAAAAAAGUUAAAAAAAUGAGAGGAAAUAUAUUUGCAAAUUACUUAUUAUAUUGUUAUAAGUAG